CUGAAUUCGGGCAUAAUCGUUUUUAAGGAAAAUGGAAGAAGCGAAGAAACGCAACAGAGACCAUAUCGAAGCCAUUCUAAACUCUGAUGCCUCAACACGACCUCACUCCGCAUAUAAAGUUAUUUUGGAUGAAUUGGUUAGUAUCUACAAGUCCAAUAUCAGACCUCUGGAGGAUGCUUAUAAAUUUUUUCACUUGAAGAGAAGAUACAACCCAUUAUCCGAUAUCCAUGCAAAACCAUCUCUGCUUGUACUUGGUCCUCGAAGCUCGGGUAAGACCUCCAUGAUCAACUACAUUCUAGGCUUGGAAGGACCUCACGCAUUGAGGGUUGGUGUGGAUCCCACGUCGUCUGAUUUCGUUAUAAUUGACCACGGCCGCAGACGGAAGAUGCUGCCUGGCACCGCCUUGUUGGCCGAUGAAUCCAAGCCCUACUCUGCAUUAGCGAAAUAUGGAAUGAACUUGGCGGCUAAUUUACACGGGGCUGAAUUUCCAGUUAAGGUACUAAACCACCUCACAGUAAUUGACAGCCCAGGUAUCAUGGAAAACUCUGAUCAACAGAUGCAGGGGCACCACUAUAUAGAAGUCUGCCAGUGGUUUAUCAGUAGGGCUUCUCUUAUCUUCUUCGUUUUCGAUUCCUCAAAGCUUGAUGCCGGGAAACAGUUACGGGAGGUCUUCCGUAGACUUAAAGGCCACGAAGGAAAACUGCGUAUCAUUCUAAACAAAGCAGACAACACGGAUGGGGAAGUGCUUCUAAGAAAUUACGGUGCGUUUUGCUGGAACUUGAAAGGGCUAAUACCGAAUCUAGCCGACCUCCCUCGGGUUUAUCUGGUAUCUUGCUGGUCAAAGCCCUACGAAGACGUACAAUAUAGGGAUGUGCUUGUAACGGAAGAGAAUUUGUUGGUGCAAGAUAUUCAGGAGACAAUAGAUACUCGAUGCGAAGCCGUCAUAACGUCACUACUGGCCUACGCUUUGUCCGUCGAAACGCACGCAAUCAUCGUGGACGCUUACUUAAAUGCAUAUGACGAUCACAAACACAGUUGGUUACGGUGGAAAAAUGGGGCUUUGCAAUCAGACCUGGUGGACUGCCCUGAUCUGUUUAACAUUCCCCAAAGGGUAGGCGCUAAAACCUCGAACCACGAAGGAUUUCUGAAUGUUCAUGUUUACAGACAGUUUUUCUUGGCGAAUCCUAUAUGUACGUUCUAUCGGGCUUCCCAUGGUAGAAACGGUGUCAUAUUUUCAGGAGCGACGGUUCUAGAAAAGGCUCAGGAGGCCAUAAGAACAACAAUCCCAAAUCUGCUUGCUAAACAGAGAGCGAUAAGAACAGAAUCAUUAGUAAAUGGAUCUCAUAAACCAGAGGCGAACGGUAUGGGUAUUUUGUCCAACACCAUGAAAAACAUGCUUUCUCCACGAAAACAGCUAAGAACGCUUCUCGACAAGUCACCACUGUCAUCAUCGUGGAUACCUUCACCACUGGGCUUUGUUACUGAAAAAGUUCAAAGUGCUCUAAAGAGUUACUGAUAGAACGAUACAUCUUCUGCUGUUAACAGAAACAUUGGUAUCAUUACAAAAGGAUAUACUUAUUUAAUAUAUACAUAUAUAUAAUUUAUUAUAUACCAUAACAGUACUCAUUAAUACUGUUGGUGAAA
Liolophura sinensis is the source of this 1644-nucleotide messenger RNA. RefSeq names its product sarcalumenin-like. Bases 32 to 1516 code for a protein of 494 amino acids. Gene Ontology annotation, molecular function: GTP binding. The record is from RefSeq and is a predicted model, not a curated record. Lineage: Eukaryota; Metazoa; Mollusca; Polyplacophora; Chitonida; Chitonidae. The transcript has 6 exons.